UCUAACUUGACUAUCGACCAAAGUAGGCUGAUAAAAACUUCCCGUAGAAUAAUGGCGACUUGGGCCAGGUUAGGCGUUAGUUUGCGGAAUACGAUUAGACGUUUCUGGCCUCUCAGAAAUACAGGGUAUGGUCGUGCUGUUGGAGCGGGUCUUCUGGGUUCUGUUGUAGCAAGCGGAUUUAUUCACUAUAAAAAUGAACCACGAUGGAGACUUUGGCCACACGUCGUGUACGCGGAGGACGCUAAGAGGGAGGAGAUCACAGUGCCACCAGUGUCCAUGAGGCGCCUGCGGUUUAACCAGUUUGCCUCCAUGAUCUAUGAAGAAGAGCCAUACAUGACACCCAGAGACUUCCUCCAUUCAGUUAUGAUGGAGAAGGUGGACCCUGUUCAUCUUAUCAAAGCAAUCUUACAGCGAAAGACCACAGAACACAAAGACUCUAAAAUGCUGACAUGCAAACUACAGAAAAAAGUGCUGACUAAAGCAGAUGUGGACGAUAUGAUAAGGGUGGCUUCUAGGGCUGAGGCUGGAAAUAACAUGUUCAGAGGAAUCGGAGACAAAGGGCUGAUCUCUUACACAGAGUACCUGUUUCUCCUCACUAUUCUUACAAAACCUCAAACAGGAUUUCAUAUUGCUUUCAAAAUGCUUGAUAUUGAUGGCAAUGAGCAUGUGGACAAGAAGGAAUUUCAGAAGCUGAAGAGAAUAAUUCGACCGAGGAAAGAGCUUCUAAACCAGAGUGGGACAGAGCUUUCAGACAGUGUUGAUGAGGUCAACACUACACUACAGGUGUUCUUUUUUGGGAAAAAUGGAAAGAAUAAACUCCAGUACAAAGAUUUUUGCAGGUUUAUGGAAGACCUGCAGGCAGAAGUGCAAGAAGUUGAGUUCCUGCGGUUUUCUAAAGGGAUGAAGACCAUGAGGCGGGAGGACUUUGCUGAUUGGCUGCUUCACUACACCAAUGAACAGAACAAUGAGGCAUACUGGGACAACGUGAGAAAGAGGAUCCCUACUGGACAGAGCAUCACCUUUGAUGAAUUUAAAGCAUUCUGUCUCUUUACCAACCAUCUGGAGGACUUUGCCUUCUCAGUCAAAAUGAUUAAUGAUGCCAACCGGCCAAUAGGAUUGGCUGAGUUUAAGCGAGCAGUGAAGAUAGCGACAGGUCAUGAACUUUCAGAAAACGUCCUGGACACAGUUUUUAAGAUCUUUGACCUGGACGGGGACAACUGUCUGAGCCAUAAGGAGUUUCUCGCCGUGAUGAAAGACAGAGUACUUCGUGGACUCCGGGUUCAGCCCCAGCAUGGUAUUUCUGGUUUUUGGAAAUGUGUGAAACGAGAAACACUGCAAGGAGCUCAAGAGGCUCUCCGUGAAACUGGCAGCCCUGUCUGACACAUGAAGAUGUGUGCCUGGUCAGAUGUGGUGAUACAUGCGAUUCCAUAUAUGUCUAUGGAGGAGAAUGGUACAUAAUUAAUUACAAGCACCAGGGAUUGUUAGUUGUACUGUCAGUAAACUUUUGCUUUAAAAUGUUUACAUGGUCCAAAGAAAAUAUUGCUUUUGAAGUGAUAUUGCUGUUGGCCGAAACAUAAAAAAGAAACAAUGUUAAUAUAAAAAUUGGUUAGUUCAUGGUUAUGAGCUUUAUUAAAAAAUCUGUGUUGUCUUUCGACCUUGAAUUUGUGAAAUGGCCUGUGAACACUCCCAACAAGGUUACACUGUCAGUUAAUGAUUUGUUUUUGUGUGGAUAACUGUUUAAUAGGAAACACAUUUUUUAAUUAUAUAUAGCCUUAAUUUUACUUUGGAUGUGGUGUUGUUUACAUGUACUCUGUAUGUGAACCUUUGCUGUUAUGGAAGUUCAUAACACAUUACCCUGUGGAUAAUCUGCAUGUAAUGCAGAUUUUAUGAAUUAUGCAAUUAUCACCCCAAAUCUCCAGUACAGAACACUUUUAUACUGGAUUCAGUUGCUUUUGGGACUGUUUUGUGACUAAAGAAAUGAGCAGUUCCAUUUUUUUGUCCUUUUUGAGUUUCACUUGUGAAAUUCAAAUUGUGACUGUGAAAUGCAAUUGUAAGACAUGAGGUAUUUGUGAGGACAAUCUGUGGAUUUUUUUUUUUCUUCAGUUAUUUUUGCUAGCUGGUGUAUUGUAUACGUGUUAUUUUUAUUUCUGGGGCACUUUUCGAUAUUUAAAGAAAUGCUAUUAAUGCAUUAAUUUUCCUAUAAUAAAAGAAACUGAAAUCA
Molecule: messenger RNA, 2221 nt
Organism: Labeo rohita (rohu)
Lineage: Eukaryota; Metazoa; Chordata; Actinopteri; Cypriniformes; Cyprinidae
Gene: micu2
Product: mitochondrial calcium uptake 2
Exons: 13
Coding region: 52-1380 (442 amino acids)
Biological process (GO): mitochondrial calcium ion homeostasis; calcium import into the mitochondrion
Cellular component (GO): uniplex complex
Molecular function (GO): calcium ion binding
Source: RefSeq, a predicted model, not a curated record